AUACUGAAAAGUGCACAGAUAAGUCAUCGUUCAAUAACAUUAUCUCCGUAUACUUUGUUUAUUAUAAACAGUUGUGUUUUCAUCAACUCAUUGUGGUCGAUGUUUGACAAGAUCAGGUAGUGUGUUUCUUCAAAACAACCUAAAUUCUUAUCGUAAGUCCGGAAUAAUCGGUAAUGAGUGGUCUUUGUUUCCGUUGAGUGAGUCCGAUAUUGACAUAAGGUUUGAUUACAAGACAUGAUAAUGCUAACAUCUUCGGAAGAUAUGAAGAAUAAUGGAAGUGGCGUGGAAAGUAAAAGCAAUAUGAGGAGAAGAAGGACCGGAGUAUACAAAAUGGAUCCAAAUGAUGGUAUCGUCUUCCAGAACAACCGUUUUCUAAACACAUUAACAAUAGGAAAAAGAAAAAUUUCCGAAGAAAUUCUUCCUCCAGGCAGUACUGGCACCUUUCGGCAAAAAUCUGCAACAUGUGAACACAUAUCUCUCAGUGGGUAUGCUAGAGCAGCGAAGCAGUCGUUCGGUAAUCUUCUGUCGAGAAAAAUGGCUACCAGUACUAGUCAAGUUCCAGUGCCUUGGCCAAAUACUAAAGAUGACUACGAGCUGGGAAAAGUGAUUGGUGUUGGUGCAACAGCUGUGGUUCAUGGGGCCUUAUGCAAACCAAGAAAUGAAAAAUGUGCCAUUAAGAGGAUUAAUCUAGAGAAAUGGAACACAUCUAUGGAUGAACUGUUGAAAGAAAUUCAAGCCAUGAGCAGCUGUAAUCAUGAAAAUGUUGUGACCUACUAUACUAGCUUUGUUGUAAGAGAAGAACUAUGGCUUGUUUUAAAAUUGCUUGAAGGUGGGAGUCUACUGGACAUUAUAAAACAUAAAAUGAGAACAUCGAAUUGCAAGCAUGGUGUUUUUGAUGAGGCUACAAUUGCCACGGUGCUCAAAGAAGUUUUGAAAGGAUUGGAGUAUUUUCACAGUAAUGGACAGAUUCACAGAGAUGUUAAAGCUGGUAACAUUCUUCUUGGUGAGGACGGUACCGUUCAGAUAGCUGAUUUUGGAGUUUCAGCUUGGUUGGCCACUGGCCGGGACAUAUCCCGGGAAAAAGUCAGGCACACAUUCGUAGGGACACCAUGUUGGAUGGCACCUGAAGUCAUGGAACAGGAUCAUGGUUAUGAUUUUAAAGCAGAUAUUUGGUCCUUCGGUAUAACUGCUAUAGAAAUGGCCACUGGAACUGCACCUUACCAUAAGUACCCACCAAUGAAAGUGCUAAUGUUGACCUUGCAGAAUGAUCCACCUAAUCUUGACACUGGUGCUGACGAAAAAGAUCAAUACAAAGCUUACGGCAAAACUUUCAGGAAGAUGGUGACAGAUUGUUUACAAAAAGAAGCUUCAAAGAGACCCACUGCUGCAGAAUUACUGAAACACCCUUUUUUUAAAAAAGCAAAAGAUAAAAAGUAUCUACAGUCAACUUUGGUAGCCAUCGGACCCAGUUUGGAGACUAGAGUACAAAAAGCAUCGAAACGACAACCUGGAGCUUCAGGACGUCUUCAUCGAAAAGAAACUGGUGAAUGGGUAUGGUCUAGUGAAGAUGAGGGUGGCGAUUCUAGUGGAAGUGACACUGAUUCUAAACCGAUGAAUACUCUAGUAUCAAUUGGCUCAUCAGGUUCUGAUCAGGAGAGUAGUGAAGGAGAUCCACCACCUAUCAACUUGGUCUUGAGGAUGAGAAAUGCGAAACGAGAAUUAAACGAUAUUAGAUUUGAAUUUGCAGUUGGCAAGGAUUCUGCUGAAGGUAUAGCUAGUGAACUAGUGGGAGCAGGUUUGGUUGACGGGAAGGAUAUAAUAGCAAUCACUACUAACCUACAGAAACUCAUUAAGCAGCGGGAUAGUAUGAGAGUAAUCACUUUUCUGUUGAACUCACCGCUUAAUCCCAACGAAGUUCCUGACGAUAAAGCACUCAUUGGGUAUGCGCAGAUAUCCAUAAUGGACUGAAACUGACUGGAUUACAAUUUUUUUCAAUUCAUCCCAAUAAUUUUCUGGAAUCUACUGAUCAUUGUAAAUACUGUAGAUAGAAUUUUAUGAAAUUAUGCUAGUUCCUGAUUUUAUGUUAUUGAAAAACAGCAUCGAGAUAAUAGUUUAUUAUUUGUUUUGAACAGUCAUUUUUUCAUGUAGAAAUAUCCCAACGGGUGUGAUACUUAUUAUUCCACCAAUUUCAGUAUAAACGAAGGCAGUAUUCAAUUUUUUUAUUUCAGUUUUUAUUUGUUCAUGUCGGGUCAAUUGCACAAUUACCACAUUUUCAUUCCUGUAUAUCUAUAAUUCAAUAUAUGUCAUAACCCUUAUCUAGAAGAGAGUGACUGUUCAUUAUAUUUUGUAGGAAGUAAUCAAAAUGUUUUUGAAGUUUUUCUUUUCUGAAGAAAAUGAGAUAAUUAUUGACAAUAACAAUAGUUAAGCACUGUUAUUGUUUCAAAUUCGUUAUUCAGGAAAGUUCUCCGUUCAGUUUAAUUCUAUCAAAACUUGAAUAUCACCAGUUAUCAAUUUCCUUUGCCAUCUGGAGUGACUUACAUAUCUCAUAGGUUCAAACUUUUUAUGUCAGAUUUACAAAAGUAACAUUGAAACUUUUCUACUGAGUGCUCUCGAUCAUCAUGAUCAAUAGAUUUCAAGUAAGUUGUACUUAAAAAAAGUUUCACGCAGUAAGAAAAAUUGAGUUAUUUUAUGUAAUCUUGCAUUAUAUAUUUUCUAGAUUGUUAUAUUUAUUCCACAUAUCGUUUUUGAUCAAUUUUGAAAACUAGUUAGGUCACCAACAAAUUGCCUUGAUUUAGGAGAGGUAGGCUAUAUGAUGAAUAAAUCUGUUUGAUAUUCUUAGUAUAUCAGAGCGUAGGUGUGAAUUCGAUUCAUUUGAAGAUGCAAGCGUUUUUUAAGUUUCGCUAGUGAUUUUUUUUAUUACGUUUUUGAUGUUUGGCUGAGAAAUGAUUGUAUAUAGAAGCUGUAGAAAUAGGGCCUACUGCACAGGCAAGCCAAUAAAUUGAGAGUGAUCCGAUUUGAACUAGAAAAACAAGUUGUAUAUGGGAUUCGCAAAUUUCUGUAUAUAGAAUUUUUAUUUAUUCCUGUUGCCUGGUUGCAAUAAUAAAGAAGUGAAAUUUAAAA
Molecule: messenger RNA, 3120 nt
Organism: Leptinotarsa decemlineata (Colorado potato beetle)
Lineage: Eukaryota; Metazoa; Arthropoda; Insecta; Coleoptera; Chrysomelidae
Gene: fray
Product: oxidative stress responsive kinase frayed
Biological process (GO): protein phosphorylation
Cellular component (GO): cytoplasm
Molecular function (GO): protein serine/threonine kinase activity; ATP binding
Source: RefSeq, a predicted model, not a curated record